Messenger RNA from Brenthis ino (lesser marbled fritillary), 285 nucleotides. NCBI's taxonomy places the organism in Eukaryota, Metazoa, Arthropoda, Insecta, Lepidoptera, Nymphalidae. The record is from the annotation of a GenBank genome assembly.
AUGAUACCAACUUGCAUCAGAGCACCACGUUCCAUACAGGGCUCGACAGAUGACGUCACUCGGCAAACGCGGUCUAUUGUCCAGAUCUAUACUGACUGGGCGAACCACUAUUUGGAGCGAGCGCGCUCACGGCGUCGGGCAGGUACUUCCGGCGGAGGCCUGGCCCGCGACUGUGCCGAUGGAUUAUUGUUAGCCGAUGUGCUGGAAGGCGUCACAGGUCAAAAGGUGCCUCGAGCUCAUCGUAAGCCUCGGAACCCUCAACAAAUGGUAAGUUAUAGUAUUCUU